AUGGCUUUUUCUGAUAUUUUUUACCUUGUCUUUAAUUCAUUCCAAAAAGUUUUCUUUCAUAUAAAACAUUCUUUAGGAUAUAUUCAUGAAGCCAGUUCGUAUCCGCUCCGGUCGUUAUUUGAGGUAUAUCCUAACUUGACGUCAAUAUCAUUGUUGCUUUUGACACUUUAUGUUUCUUUAUAUGUCUUAGGACGAACAUUCCGAGGUUUUAAAGCGUUUCUUCGUAUUUUUUUCCUUGUAACAAUUAUAUCAUGUAUCAUUUAUACUUGGAAAAAUGGAAUUGAUGCAGCACAAGCCAAAGUUGAGAAUGCAAAAAAACGUAUCAGAGAGCUGGUAUUUUUGUUAAUUAACAAGAAGCAUUCAGGUAGACGUUAA
This is a messenger RNA of Pneumocystis murina B123, 375 nucleotides long. RefSeq lists its product as hypothetical. The record is from RefSeq and is a predicted model, not a curated record. Lineage: Eukaryota; Fungi; Ascomycota; Pneumocystomycetes; Pneumocystales; Pneumocystaceae. The transcript has a single exon. Bases 1 to 375 code for a protein of 124 amino acids.